Messenger RNA from Trichobilharzia szidati, 1026 nucleotides. The record is from the annotation of a GenBank genome assembly. NCBI's taxonomy places the organism in Eukaryota, Metazoa, Platyhelminthes, Trematoda, Strigeidida, Schistosomatidae.
AUGUACGUGGAACAUGCUGAAAGUUCCUUUGAAUUACAAGUUGGACUUCAUGAACUGAUGGGAUAUGGUUCAGGUAAACCGUUUCGGCGUGAUUGUUAUGGAAAACGAAAUUUCCACACGAAAACUACUGAAUAUGUCAUAAAUGCAGAUCCCGUAAAAGGUUGGUGUGAAGCAGGAGAAACGUAUGACACCAAGUUUUCAAACCUUUCAUCUGCAAUAAACAAGUGUCAAGCUGAGUGCGUUGGAAUUAAUUUAUCUGAUUUACCUCUUGUUCUGGAGCAGUUCGGUUUGAAUACCAACUGUGCUCAAGGCGAUGUCCCGGAUGCAGUCUAUAUUAAUUGGUUGUCAAUGAUUCCUUCAGUUGUAACUUCCAUGGAGUUUUAUUCUCCAGCAGAAAAUGCUAAUGACAUUGGAUCAUGGUGUCAAGCACAUGAUUGUGCUUGUUAUGCGAUUCUGCGAGUUUUGAUUGAAGCUGACAAUUCUAUGGGACGUGCACAUAAAGUAGUCGGUGAGGACGAUGCAUCUGAUUUGUGUAUUUCCUUGGAUCCAAGAAGACCUUUAACUGUGGCUCGUGCAGCAAUUGGUGAAUUCUUAGGAAAAUUACAAUAUUACAAAGGUAAAGCGAAUGCUAUAGAUGGAUGUGCUUUCUUCCCACACCAUAGUCAACUACCUUCAAAAUAUUUGACUGAUUUGUUCUGGCAUAGAUGGCUACGUGGAUAUCUUCUGAUGCUGCAAACAAGAUCUAAGUGGUUGGAUAUGAAGCGUAACCCACAACCUGGUGAUCUCGUCCUAGUUAACAGUGCUGACACACAGAGAGGUCCCUGGCCAAAGACUAUAGUUGAGCAGAUGUACUAUGACCAAGAUGGCCGCGUCAAGACGGUGCAGGUGAAAACUGCAACUCAAGAAGUUGAACGAGAUAUGAGAAGCUUAUGUUUGUUGGAAGAAGCAGACGACUUUGAGGUUCCAGGUACGAGAAGUCAACGUGGUGAUCGUUGGCGGGGAGUGUUAAUCGCGACAGAUAGAUAG